Messenger RNA from Peromyscus californicus insignis, 795 nucleotides. RefSeq names its product ribosomal protein S18 (gene Rps18). Lineage: Eukaryota; Metazoa; Chordata; Mammalia; Rodentia; Cricetidae. Gene Ontology annotation, molecular function: structural constituent of ribosome; RNA binding. Gene Ontology annotation, cellular component: cytosol; small ribosomal subunit; ribosome. Bases 253 to 753 code for a protein of 166 amino acids. Gene Ontology annotation, biological process: translation. The transcript is spliced from 5 exons. The record is from RefSeq and is a predicted model, not a curated record.
GGAGCCCGCGCCGGCAUCCGGCGACAUCUGAGCCGGGGCGGCCAGAGUUUUCCGUCCGGGCUCCGAGGCCGCCCUGUGCUGCGGGCCUGCAGCUCUCCCUGGAACGAUGGAGCGCGACCCCGGGCGGGGACGACCUAAGACGUGACUUUCCGGGGCGCGGGGCCCCGAGGUCGCGUCGUUCCCCGGACACGCCAAAGUCGCCGGGCGCUGGGCUGUGCGGGGCACCCCCGCCUCCCCGGCCGACGUCCCCGCAUGUCAGGGUUGCGUUUUCCCGCGCUUGGGCGUUGGGCGUUUGUGUCUCUAGUGAUCCCUGAGAAGUUCCAGCACAUUCUGCGAGUACUCAACACCAACAUCGAUGGGCGGCGGAAAAUAGCCUUUGCCAUCACUGCCAUUAAGGGUGUGGGGCGGAGAUAUGCUCAUGUGGUGUUGAGGAAAGCAGACAUUGACCUCACCAAGAGGGCUGGAGAACUCACGGAGGACGAGGUGGAACGUGUGAUCACCAUCAUGCAGAAUCCACGACAGUACAAGAUCCCAGACUGGUUCUUGAACAGACAGAAGGACGUGAAGGAUGGGAAGUACAGCCAGGUUCUGGCCAAUGGUCUAGACAACAAGCUGCGUGAGGACCUGGAGCGUCUGAAGAAGAUUAGAGCCCACAGGGGGCUGCGCCACUUUUGGGGCCUUCGUGUCCGAGGUCAGCACACCAAGACCACUGGCCGCCGGGGCCGUACUGUGGGUGUUUCCAAGAAGAAAUGAGUCCCUGGGCCUUUGCUGUUAAUAAAAGUUUAUAUGCCUGUG